Molecule: messenger RNA, 2219 nt
Organism: Harmonia axyridis
Lineage: Eukaryota; Metazoa; Arthropoda; Insecta; Coleoptera; Coccinellidae
Product: phospholipid scramblase 1
Exons: 8
Coding region: 292-1206 (304 amino acids)
Biological process (GO): plasma membrane phospholipid scrambling
Cellular component (GO): plasma membrane
Molecular function (GO): phospholipid scramblase activity
Source: RefSeq, a predicted model, not a curated record
GGAAUUCUUGACAUUUGUUCUCAUCGUAACUUCAAACAACGUUAAAUUUGAUCGUUUCUGAAUUUAAUUUCAAAUAAUUGAUUCAGCAUAGCACUUAUAUUGCACUUUAAAAGUUGAAUUGCAUUUGAUAAUUCGAAAUACCCCAGAUACUGUCAAUUCAAUUCGCGUGGUGUUACGUCAUUCAACUUUUUUAUUCUAUUUUGAUAUUGUAGAAUAUUUUAUAGUGUUGUGUAUUCCUAAUACAGCUUCUGUUGGUGUAUAUAAAAUUUAUUAUUAGCAUAUAGUUUAAGAAUGUCCUAUCCUGCAACUGCUCCUCAGGGAGGAUAUCCACAUCCAAACCCUGUGUAUGAUGCCAACUUCCCUCCACACGGAGGCUACCCUCAACCCCAAUACCCACCUGGUGGCAAUCAAUAUCCCCCAGGACCACCUGGACCUGGACCGUUCCCUCCUGCACCUGGGGGAUACCCACCUCCAGCAGGUUAUCCAGCACCACCCAUCACCAAUCAACCUAUGGCUGGAGAUGGUGGUUGGAUGAAUAUACCUCAAGGACCAGUCAACUGUCCAGCAGGAUUGGAAUACCUUACCAUGAUUGAUCAGUUGUUAGUGCAUCAGAAGAUCGAACUGAUGGAAGCCUUCACUGGAUUUGAAACCAGCAACAAGUAUUCGGUGAAGAAUAGUCUCGGACAAAAAGUUUAUUUUGCAGUUGAAGAUAACGAUUGUUGCACAAGAAAUUGUUGUGGACCUUUGCGGCCAUUUGAAAUGAGAGUUUUUGACAAUUUCCGAAAUGAGGUCAUUCAUUUCCACCGUCCAUUAGCCUGCGAUUCCUGCUGCUUUCCCUGCUGUUUACAGAGCAUGGAAGUCUCUUCUCCUCCUGGUCAUCUAAUCGGAACAGUGGAACAGGACUGGAGCCUGUGCUGUCCAAGUUUCUCAAUCAAGAAUGCAAAUGGAGAUACUGUUCUAAAAAUUGACGGGCCCUGCUGUACCGUUAGUUUCUGCGGCGACGUCGAGUUCAAAGUGAUGUCGGCAGAUGGUAGUACCGAAGUAGGGAGGAUCUCCAAACAGUGGUCUGGACUUUCAAGAGAGAUGUUCACCGAUUCAGACUUCUUCGGUAUCACUUUCCCAAUGGAUUUGGAUGUCAGAAUGAAGGCAGUGAUGCUUGGAGCAUGCUUCCUUAUUGAUUAUAUGUUCUUUGAAACAACUAACUAAAAGGAGUUGGGCAGUUCCUUCUGUCAUUUAAAAGACUACAUGUUCUUCGAGAAGAAACAAAAUAAUAAUUGAACCUGAACUUAUGAAGAUGUGAUUACAAAUAUUUUCGAUAUUUUACAUUUUUUUGAAGCUUUAAAAAUUUUAUCCCCAUGUAUUUUCAAAUAACUUUCUAAUUAUAGCUGCUCCGAGAACUUUUUAUUGUUCAUCGAAAAAUCCAUUUCAUUACAAGUCAAUUUUUUGACUGUAUGACAAACUUCCCUUGAAAUAAUUUCCAUUAUUUUACCCAUAUAAUCUUGUUUCACCUUUUAAUGAGGAAAGAUUGUAUAUGUUUGUGCCUUAAUAUUAUGUUACAUGAUGUUUCAGCCUCCAAAUGAUGAAAACUAUGCUGUAUUUUUUCUAAGAUAUAUAUAUUGAAGAUUUUAAUAUAACUUAAUCUGACCUUUUUUCAGAAUAGCAUAUUUUUUGCACAAAAUAUUGUACUUAUACAUUUCAUUGUUUUGCUUUAAACGCAUGUUUCUUUUUUGUUUUUUCUAACAUUUUAUGUCGAGGAUGUGGCAUAAUAUUAGAAUAUAUUCUUUUAUAUUUUAUAACGUUAUCGUUUUUCUGAUGUUUCUAUCUAUUCAUAUUUUGAGCUAAAAAUUAAAUUUUCUUUUAUGUUUUUUGACAUAUUAUACUCUACAUAUAUAUACCUCGUCCGUUGAAUAAAUUUUUAGUUCAACUGAAGUUAAAAUUUGGAAAUCAGGCCUUAAUAUUAAGAUUUAAUUGAGGGGCUCCUCUUCCACUUCGACCUAAUAGUCUAUUGUGCCCAAAUGAAGCCUUUAUUUUAGCAAAUUUUCAUAAUGUGGGUAUUUAAAAUUUGGUAAUUCCAUAUGAUUAAUAAAUAUAAAUUGAUUAUUUGUUUCAUCUGCAUGAAUCCAGAAUUGUUUUGUUUUAAAACUAGUCUCAAUAUUUUAUGAAUUUCACGUUAUAUGUAAUACAUUAUUCAUUCAAUAAAAAUGUGUAUCAGUGUUGUA